This is a messenger RNA of Zophobas morio, 957 nucleotides long. RefSeq names its product zinc finger protein 22-like. Gene Ontology annotation, biological process: regulation of transcription by RNA polymerase II. The coding region runs from base 1 to 957 and encodes 318 amino acids. The transcript has 3 exons. Gene Ontology annotation, molecular function: DNA-binding transcription factor activity, RNA polymerase II-specific; RNA polymerase II cis-regulatory region sequence-specific DNA binding. NCBI's taxonomy places the organism in Eukaryota, Metazoa, Arthropoda, Insecta, Coleoptera, Tenebrionidae. The record is from RefSeq and is a predicted model, not a curated record.
AUGCCAAGACGUCGUGAGUCGGUUCAUUUUCAUCAACUGAGUGAGUUUGAAAAAGGCCGUAUAGGCCGCAGUCUUUCAACGGUGUUACAAUGUUGGAGGAGGUCAUCUACGAAUUGCUGCCCUACGAGACAGACGUUCUGCCACUCGCGCAACUGCAAACGAUUGGAUGGGUGCGUUGAAGUUCUCCCCUGGCCUGCUCGUUCAUCAGAUUUGUCACCAAUCGAAGAUGUGUGGGAUAUCGUGGGCACACGUCUAGCUGCUAACUUGAGUACGUUUAAAAACGUGUCCGCAUAUUUCUGUACACUAAGUUGGAUUGUUAUUUUCAUAUUAUUGUUAAUAAAGUUUAGACCAAAGUCACGUUGGGACGAAUUAGUCAAAGUUAAGAGUGAAACGCCAUGGCAUUGUUCCAAAUGCGGAAAAUACUACCCUUCUAAAAGAAGUCUUCGAAGCCAUAGAAGCUGGCACACUCGUAACAAGAACUCACACGAUAAACGCACCGCUACCCUGGAAGAUUCUAGUAGCGAGUCACAAAACUCCAGCGAAAGCGACAGCGUCUACUCACCUGAUACUUUCGACGAAUUCAGUGACGACGAUUCCAAAAAACCCAAAGUCAAAAAAGUAGCGAAACGUGUUUUGUGUGAAAUUUGCGGCAAGGAAUUUUCGUCAAAAGAUAAUUUGCGUUUACACAUGAGAAUUCAUACCAACAGUAGGCCUUUUGUUUGCUUUAUGUGUGGAAAAAGUUUUCGUCGUCAGGUUGUUCUUCGAGAUCACGAGAGGAUUCAUACGGGCGAAAAACCGUACCAGUGUGAUGUAUGUGGCAAAUGCUUUACACAAAGAACACCUUUAGUGGUACAUAAGAGAGGGCAUAGUGGUGAGAAACCGUUUGAGUGUCAUUUGUGCAACAAGAAGUUUGUUUCUAAAGGGCAGAUGGCAAACCUCCAACCAAAACUUGCCUAA